AGCGGGCCGCCUCCGCGGCGCGGGGCCUGGCGGCGGCGGCGAGGCGGCUGCCGGCACCACCGGUGAUAAAAUAAAAAAGAAGCAAAAUGGGAAACCCAGAAAACAUUGGAGAUGCAUAUGUUGCUGUGAUUCGUCCGAAAAAUACUGCUAGUCUGAAUUCUCGGGAAUAUCGAGCUAAAUCAUAUGAAAUUUUGUUGCUCGAAGUUCCCAUUGAAGGUCAAAAGAAAAAAAGAAAGAAAGUUUUGUUGGAAACUAAACUGCAGGGAGGCAUUGAGAUAACCCAGAGCAUCUUGGAUUAUGUAUUAGAAGCCACCAAACCAAUAUCACCAGCCAAUCAGGGUAUCAAAGGAAAGCGAGUAGUGUUAAUGAAGAAGUUUCCUCUUGAUGGAGAAAAGGCAGGCCAGGAGGCAUCACUUUACAUUGUUCCGACUGUUGUCAAAGAUAAUACAAAAUAUGCAUACAGCCCUGGAUGCCCUGUGUUCUACUGUUUACAAGACAUUAUGAGGGUCUGCAGUGAAUCCAGCACCCAUUUUGCUACGCUUACUGCAAGAAUGUUAAUUGCCUUGGAUAAGUGGUUGGAUGAACGCCAUACUCAGUCUCAUUCCAUCCCUGCUUUAUUCAGACCAUCUCCUCUUGAGAGAAUUAAAACAAAUGUAAUAAACCCUGCCUAUGCUAUAGAACCUGGUCAAACAGAGAGCUCAUUACACAUGGGUUACACUGCCCUAGAAAUAAAGAGUAAAAUGUUGGCAUUGGAGAAGGCUGAUGUGUGUAUUUAUAAUCCUUUGUUUGGGUCUGACCUUCAGUAUACCAAUAGGGUUGACAAAGUCGUGAUAAAUCCAUACUUCGGCCUUGGAGCCCCAGACUAUUCAAAGAUUCAGAUUCCGAAAAGAGAAAAGUGGCAACGUAGCAUGAGCAGUGUCACCGAGGACAAGGAGCACCAGUGGGUAGAUGAUUUCCCUCUUCAUCGCAGUGCUUGUGAGGGCGAUUCUGAUUUACUGAGCCACCUUCUGGAUAAAAAGUUUUCUGUUAAUCAGUUAGAUAGUGACCAUUGGGCACCUAUUCAUUAUGCAUGCUGGUAUGGAAAAGUUGAAGCCACUCGAAUGCUGUUGGAGAAAGGGAAAUGCAAUCCCAACCUUUUGAAUGGACAGCUUAGCUCUCCUCUUCAUUUUGCUGCUGGAGGGGGACAUGCUGAAAUAGUGCAAAUUCUACUAAAUCAUCCAGAAAUUGACAGGCACAUUACUGAUCAACAAGGAAGAUCUCCACUGAAUGUCUGUGAAGAAAACAAACAAAAUGAAUGGGAAGAAACUGCAAAACUGCUGAAGGAAGCCAUGAAUAAACCUUAUGAAAAGGCAAGAAUUUAUCGUAUGGAUGGGUCAUAUCGCUCUGUUGAGUUGAAGCAUGGAAACAAUACAACUGUACAGCAGAUAAUGGAGGGAAUGCGUUUAUCUCAAGAAACUCAGCAGUACUUCACUAUCUGGAUCUGUUCUGAGAACCUCAGCCUCCAACUGAAACCGUAUCACAAGCCUUUGCAGCAUAUUCGAGACUGGCCUGAAAUAUUCACUGAACUGACAAACUUGGAUCCUCAAAGGGAAACUUCACAGCUUUUCCUGAGAAGAGAUGUGAGACUUCCAUUGGAAAUUGAAAAAAAGAUUGAGGAUCCAUUGGCUAUUCUUAUCCUAUUUGAUGAAGCCAGAUAUAAUUUGCUGAAAGGUUUCUACACCUCGCCUGAUGCCAAGCUCAUCACACUGGCAAGUCUGCUGUUGCAAAUAGUCUAUGGAAAUUACGAGAGCAAGAAACAUAAGCAGGGCUUUCUAAAUGAAGAAAAUCUUAAAUCUAUAGUACCAAUCACUAAACUAAAAAGUAAAGCUCCUCAUUGGACAAACAGGAUACUUCACGAAUACAAGAAUCUUAGCACCAGUGAAGGUGUAAGUAAAGAGAUGCAUCAUCUUCAGCGCAUGUUUUUGCAGAAUUGCUGGGAAAUUCCUACUUACGGAGCAGCCUUUUUCACAGGACAGAUAUUCACCAAAGCAAGUUCAAGUAGCCAUAAAGUCAUCAAAGUCUAUGUAGGAGUAAAUGUAAAAGGGUUGCACCUCCUCAACAUGGAAACCAAGGCCUUACUCCUCAGUCUAAAGUACGGUUGCUUUAUGUGGCAGUUGGGAGAUGGAGAUACAUGUUUUCAAAUCCACAGUCUGGAAAACAAAAUGAGCUUUAUUGUGCAUACCAAACAGGCAGGUCUCGUUGUAAAACUUCUGAUGAAAUUAAAUGGCCAGUUAAUGCCUAGUGAAAGAAAUGAAUAAUGGAGAUGGACAAUAGUUAUGGAACAGCAUCUUAUGGUUAAGGAAAAAUAACUUUAUUCUUGUCAUAACAGAAAACAUUCAUAUACGUGAAUUUUACAGAAUGGAAAAGUAAACUUGUACAGUUUUUUUAACUUUGUACAGAAGCUGCAUGGUUUAUUUUUUUUAAAAAAAAGUAUACAACAUUAUUUUUAUAGAUAUAUUUUGUUUCAUAUAUAAGCUAUUGUAGGGCUUGAGCUCAACCAGUAAAGCUGAUGAAAUGGAAUUGUUUACCAUUUUGAGUGAGAAUAAAACAAGUAAGACUUUGUUCUUAGGGGAUUAUGGGAUUACCAGUGCCAUCAAGCAAGUCUCACUUAACCUAUUACUAACUUUUCAUGUCAUUCUAUGGAAUAUCAAGGAGAUUGUAUAUGUUACAGUAUUUUCUAGACAAACUUUAUUUUUAAGAUACUGCUGAUAAGUAUGGUUAGAAGACCAGUUAGUCCUUUGAGUAACUACUUUUGAUAAACUAUAUUUUUAAUUGGUUUCUAAUAAACCUGAUAGCUGAGUUUAUUUUUACUCGUAUCUUUAUCAUACUGAAAAUUUUGUACUCAUAUUUAUUCUAAAAUAUUGCAUGAGGAUAUCAAAAGGGAUAUACUUUAAAUCAUUCAGAAGCCUUAUUAAAUGUUUAGCAUGCUUGUUUUAAAAUAACACGAUUUCUGUGUUUGCUGUGCAAUAUAAAACAUUUGUAUGUGAAGAAGGGGAGGAUAUAGAUUUACAAAUAAAUCUUAUUCAGAAAGCUUAAUAAGUCUUAUCCUGGAUUGCAGCACAUAGCAAGUAAAAUUCAUGUAGCAGAUGGUAAGUUACUUCUGCAAAAAUAAUUUUCCUAAAUAUUAAAUAUUACUUAUUUACAUUAUCCCACUUAUUUAAGAUACUCCAGACAGUACAGGAUACAGGAAUAAAGACUUAUAACUCAAGGAAGUCAAAAACAGUUUAUAAGCUUUCUACUUGGUCUUUGCAGAGUCAGGAUUGUGUCUUAACAAAUUGCAUCCUAAGUAGGACCAUCAUUUUAUUUCCAUUUUUUAGGUCUUUAAAGUGUCUGAAAAGAUUUGCAUGCUGAUUCUGACUUGCUUUUAGGCAACUCUUAAUCCGUUCCUAAAAAGAUACAUUUUCUUAGUAUGCCUAACUAAAAGGAAAGUAAUGCAAUAGGAAGCUUAAAAAAUGUCAUAAUUUUUCCCCCCACCAAAGGAUGGUAUGAACUGUCUCUGUGGAGUUUGAAACAUAUGCUUGUACCUUAAAAUUACUAUCCAAAUCUUUAAAACUCUGAUUGUAUUUCAAAGUUUUAACUCCAUUAGACUCUUCCUUCCAUGUAAACUGCAUGCUAAAAGUGUGCAAUGUUUUGUAGAAAAAUAUUAGCACUUGCCUCUAAGCCUUCAAAUAAAAGUUAGACAAGUGUUAGGAACUGUGCUGUUUUGUAGUAUGUUAAUGUUUGCAUUUAAACUUCUCAAAUAAUAAGUACAAUUUAAGAAAUUUAUACUAGUGUUUUUUUUUAAUGAACUGGAAACUAUUUGUGAUCUUAGCAAGCUGUACUUUGCUACUUAAAUUUCAUUGGUCUUUAAUUAACAGUAAAUCUCCAUGGAUUAUCCUUUUUUACUGGUAGUAAAUACAGCAGUUAUGUCCUUCAUAGUGCAUCCUUGCUGCCACUUGGCACUGGUAUCAGAAACACACUUCUCUGCAAAGCACUUUGUUAGAAAACUAGAGGGAAAAUGUUGAAAUGUGUUGCUGUCACAGUUGCAUGUUUAACAACAGUAUUAAUAUGCCUUAUUGCUGUAUAAUUCUUUCUGCUAAUAUUCUUAUUUAUUACUACCUAAUAAAU
Messenger RNA from Rhea pennata, 4146 nucleotides. It is a transcript of the gene KRIT1, whose product is annotated as KRIT1 ankyrin repeat containing. Gene Ontology annotation, biological process: regulation of establishment of cell polarity; cell redox homeostasis; negative regulation of angiogenesis. Bases 87 to 2297 code for a protein of 736 amino acids. Gene Ontology annotation, molecular function: protein binding. Gene Ontology annotation, cellular component: cytoskeleton; plasma membrane. The transcript is spliced from 17 exons. The record is from RefSeq and is a predicted model, not a curated record. Lineage: Eukaryota; Metazoa; Chordata; Aves; Rheiformes; Rheidae.